This is a messenger RNA of Acipenser ruthenus (sterlet), 1566 nucleotides long. RefSeq lists its product as uncharacterized. The transcript has 4 exons. Bases 529 to 1182 code for a protein of 217 amino acids. The record is from RefSeq and is a predicted model, not a curated record. Lineage: Eukaryota; Metazoa; Chordata; Actinopteri; Acipenseriformes; Acipenseridae.
CCCCCCAAAAAAACCUCUUAAUCUUGGAGGAUGCAUUAGUUAGACCUCCUGUCUGUGUUAAUUUUAAUACCAGAUGAAAUACACCCAUAUUUAGCCCGGCGGAGUUUCACAUAGACCCUGCACGCAAUUUGCAAGGAGCGCAAGUUUACAAUCUGUGUACAGAAACACAUUAGCAGGCCGCGUUUGAUAACCUUCUAAAGACAGGAUCGGCUGUUUGCCAAAGUGUCAGGCAGUGUUUGCUCAAGCGCUGGGUGCGAUUUACACACGAUUCCUGCAAGAUCCCCCAGUCUGGAUUACCUGCCUGUCAGCGACUCUCGCCUCCCGGAUGGUUUCAAACCGGUCGGCACGGUAACGGUGUGUAGGAAUUGCGACAGUGAGUUCCUCUGGAUAAAUACAGAUCAGGACUUCAGAAGUACGCUUCAAAACUCAAGCAGCACUUCAAUUUUGAACUUUUUUUUUCAACUGGCUGAAUCAGGUCGACUAUCGCCGCUUCAAGAACUCAACUUCGAGGCGCGGUGAGACUGAGAGAUGCAGCGGGGGCAGCGCGCAGAGCUGGCGGAGAGGAGGAACAAGCACGCGGAGCAGAGGCUGAGCCGCAGCCUGAGCUCCCUGGAGCAGCGCUGCGGGAGACGCCUCGCCUUGCUGCAGGAGGAGAGGAGGCAGCUGAGGCAGGAGCUGCUGCAGAUACGUACGGAAAAGACCCCCUCUUUGGAGAAUCUAGCUGUGGAAUUCCGUCCCGACUUUCCCAAACCUCACCUCUUCCGAAAACGCCUCUCGCUCCCGUCCCUGCAGGUGGCUCCCCUGGUGAGCUCCAGAGCAGACUUGCUGGCCAGGAGGCGCUCCUUGAUUACCGUCCCAGAGGACUUCCAGAAGAGAAUCAACAGCUUCCUGUCCGACCUGGACCUCCUAAAGGGGGGCGUGUCCGAGGAGUGCGUUGCCGUGGCUACGGAGGAGGGGGCUGGGCAGGAGCAGGCGGGAGAGGAAAGGAGAGGGAGGCAGAGGAAGGAUUGGGCAGCCGUGCCCCUGGAGGAGGCCCUGAGAGAGGUGCGAUACUGCAGAUACCUCCGUCACGGCGAGAGACCGGACUGGGAGCGAGAGCUGCGGCUGGAGGAGAUCUUCUGUAAGGAGGAGGGGAGGUCGGAGCCGGCUGGGGAGGAGUCGCCCGGUCUUCAACGUGACUAACGUGUCAAACUGAGUCUCCGACAGGCGUUCCGGAAUAUAUGACAUCUCCCUGUUUGUCAUGAUGGGCUAGACAGCGAAACUAAGCUUGAAAAAGGGCUUUAUUAUCUGUAUUCUGUACGUUUUUGUUUUAGAUAUUUUAUAAAUUCUAUCAUCCAUAACUGUAGCACUGAAUUGAGACAUGCUAUACAUUCUAAGGCAAACAAGUCUUUUUCAAUGUCUUUUAAAUGUUUGAAUGUGUUCAAUAAAUAUCCAGUUGUGUUAAUUUAAAUGUUUGUGAAAUGGUGGUUCAGCCAAGCAGUAAGUGUAACUCCAUGAAAAAAGACUUCUCGCCGUGAAGUUUGUAUGUACUGAUAAGGUGAAAAAAAAAACAAUCGAGAAAGCGCA